AUGCAUCGUCUGUUGAGAUUUUCCCCCUUCAAGAAAGCUCGAGAGCCGGGAAAUCACGCCGCCAAAGACUCUCCUACCGAUUCUGGCUCUGGUGAGACCAACAGGGCCAUGACUAAUGGCACAGACUCACACGGCCCCGCUCACAGCCGGACGAACGGUGUCACCCCAAUGUCAAAUAUCGAUGUGCUCAUUAUUGGAGCAGGGCCAGCAGGUCUAAUGGCUGCUGCUUGGAUGGCCCACUGCGGUAUCAAGACACGCAUUGUUGACAAGAGGAACGCGAAGAUCUUCUCGGGGCAGGCAGACGGGCUCCAGUGCCGCAGUCUGGAGAUCUUUGACAGCCUUGGCUUCGGCGACCGGGCAUGGAAAGAAGCCAACCAUAUGAUUGAGAUCUGCAUAAUCCUGGGCAAGAUGGGGUUAUCCGACGCUCCGAUCGGAUUCCACACUAUUGUGGGGCUGUCUCGGUUCCAGCAGAUUGUGCUACACCAAGGCCGCAUUGAACGCUUCUUCCUCGACAACAUCAAGAAGUACUCGAACGACAGUACCAAGGUUGAGCGCGGUGUUCUGCCUGCAUCCCUGAUAGAGCUUCAGCACCUCUCCGAAGAGGAGUCUACGCCAAAGCAGCAGAUCAGCGGGAGCAAGGUCGCAGACGGGCUGUUUCGCAGCAGCCUCAACCAUGAAGAUGACGAAGAAGAUCUUAUCUCCCAUGGUUCUCGGGCCGGGGAAAGAGAAAUUGUGCAGGCUAAGUACGUGAUUGGGUGUGACGGGGCCCGGAGCUGGACUCGAAGACAACUUGGGUUUGAGCUCCAGGGCGAGGCGACGGACUUCAUCUGGGGGGUCAUGGACAUUAUCCCCAUAACUGACUUUCCUGAUAUUCGCAUGCGAUGUGCAAUCCACUCUGCUGAAAAUGGCAGCCUGAUGGUGAUCCCGAGAGAGAACAGGCUGGUGCGACUCUACAUCCAGCUGAAGGAGGUCGCACCAGAUGCCUCGGGGCGGGCGGACCGCUCGAAAAUCACCCCGGAGCUGAUUUUCGACGCCGCGAAAAAGAUCCUCCAGCCGUACAAGCUUGACUACGAGUACUGUGACUGGUGGACCGCAUACCAGAUCGGCCAGCGCGUGGGAACCGACUUCUCAUCGCAGAACCGCAUCUUCCUGGCUGGAGAUGCGGUCCAUACGCACUCUCCCAAGGCCGGCCAAGGAAUGAAUGUGUCCAUGCAAGACACGUUCAACCUCGGCUGGAAGAUCGCCCUUGUUCUGAAGGGCGUCGCCGACCCGAAGAUCCUCUCCACCUACGCGGACGAGCGGCGACAGGUGGCUCAAGACUUGAUUGAUUUCGACCACCGCUUCAGCCGUCUCUUCUCGGGAAGGCCUGCAAAGGACGUGAUGGACGCCGAAGGAGUGUCCAUGGAGGAAUUCAAGGACGCCUUCCUCAAGGGGAACAUGUUUGCCAGUGGCUUGUCCGUGAAGUACGGCGCCAGCGAUCUCGUAGCCAGCAAUGCAUCGAACCAAUCCCUAGCGACCGGUCUCCCAGUUGGAAUGCGUUUCAACAGUUUCAAGGUUUUGAACCAGGCUGACGCUCGACCUUGGCACUUCCAGGAGCGGCUCAAGGCGGAUGGUCGCUUUCGGGUUGUCCUGUUUGCCGGCGAUAUUCUCGAACCUGGGCAAAGGUUGCGCGUCGACAAUUUCUGUGCGCGACUGGACUCUGAGGAGAGCUUCAUCCGACGGGGGAAAUCGCCUGACGCGGAAGUCGACGGCGUUGUCGAGGUGCUCACGAUACACUCGUCGAAGCGCACCGACACGGAACUACUGAGAGACUUUCCUGAAAUACUCCACCCUUUCAACAAGUCCACGGGCUGGAACUAUGACAAGGUCUUUGUUGAUGAUGAGAGUUACCAUGAAGGAUUUGGUGAUGCGUACAAGAAUUAUGGCGUCGACAAGGAGCGCGGCUGUGUUGUCGUUGUGCGGCCUGACCAAUAUGUCGCUUGGGUAGGUGAUGUGGAUGACUUCGAUGGCCUACAGCAAUACUUUCAAGGCUGCCUUCGACUCAACAUUAGCGAGACGUCGAAGGUCGAGCGGGACUGA
This is a messenger RNA of Diaporthe citri, 2079 nucleotides long. RefSeq lists its product as uncharacterized. Gene Ontology annotation, molecular function: FAD binding. The coding region runs from base 1 to 2079 and encodes 692 amino acids. The transcript is spliced from 7 exons. The record is from RefSeq and is a predicted model, not a curated record. NCBI's taxonomy places the organism in Eukaryota, Fungi, Ascomycota, Sordariomycetes, Diaporthales, Diaporthaceae.